Molecule: messenger RNA, 1065 nt
Organism: Naegleria gruberi
Lineage: Eukaryota; Heterolobosea; Eutetramitea; Acrasida; Naegleriidae
Exons: 1
Coding region: 1-1065 (354 amino acids)
Source: RefSeq, a predicted model, not a curated record
AUGGAAAGACUCAACCGUAAACCACACACUCUCAAACACACACCACAACAAUUGUUUACGGUUGAGUCUUUCCAUUACGAGAAAUUGAGAAAGGAGAAGGAAGAACAAGUAGCAUUGGAGCUAAAAAAGUUGAGAAAGGAAAAAAAAGAAAAGGAAAAGCUUGCACAAGAAAAUAAGGAAUUGCAAAGAAAACUUGAAAUGAUUGAAAGAGAAAAACUUUUUAAAUUGGAGCAAGAGAAUGAACUUUUAAAGAAGGCAACUCAAGAAGUAAAGCAAGAAGAAAAGAAGCAAGAUAAACAAGAAACGAAAUUGAAAAGAAAGGUUAAUGAUGAGGAAGUUUCCACACCAACAAAGAAAACUAAAACAGAUCCAACCAUUACAGUUGUGAAUAAUUAUUAUGCUAGUCCAUCAAGUAUUGAAACAAAAAAGCAAUCAAGCCCAAAGACUGUAGCUACUCAAGAGGGUUGCAAACACAAACGCAUUUACGAUCAAUUUAUUUACAUCUACUGUUCAAUGACAGGUCAGAAACCUAAAGAGUUUAUUGACAAUCCAAAACAGGUUCAAGAAUUUAUUACCUUUUUUGAAUUGAAAUUGAAACCGAAAACACUUGUAAAGAACUUCAAACCUGAUCCAAAUAUGACAACCUCUGACUAUCAGGAAAUUCUCUUCUACCUUCUCAACAGCAUGAAGGGUAAAGAAGGUGAAAAGAAACAAGAUGAAGUCAUAUCUGGUAUUUUAAAGGGCAAGUUGAAAAGCAAAUUUAACAAAGAGCUUGUGCCAUACCUCAUCGCUUUUGCCUAUAACAAUGUAGAAGGAAAAAAGCAAUUACAAGGAAAAAUGGAGGAUUUUUUGAAUGAUAAAACUAAAGUUGAUUCAUUCAUAAAGACAUACAAUCUCGAUUUAAAUCCAGAAACAAACAAACCAUACCUUAAAGCUGAAACUAUUUCCAAUAACAAAGCUAAGAUUAUGGACAUUGUAAAGAAUCCAAAAACUCUGAAAGAUUUGUUGAAUGAAGCAUGCAAGGAGGUGAUUCAAAGAUUCUUUGGCUCUCCAAAAACUAAAUAG